Olea europaea var. sylvestris is the source of this 1696-nucleotide messenger RNA. RefSeq names its product cold-responsive protein kinase 1. The transcript is spliced from 8 exons. The coding region runs from base 283 to 1458 and encodes 391 amino acids. The record is from RefSeq and is a predicted model, not a curated record. Gene Ontology annotation, biological process: protein phosphorylation. Lineage: Eukaryota; Viridiplantae; Streptophyta; Magnoliopsida; Lamiales; Oleaceae. Gene Ontology annotation, molecular function: ATP binding; protein kinase activity.
AUUCCAUGUGGUCAACAAGCUGAAAGUUCCAUAGUGUCAUUUCAUCGUCAACAUUCAGCUCUAAUAAUCUGAAAUUAAUAAUCACUGUUUCUCCUGCUGAAGAUUUUUCCCAAAUAAUUUUAUGAGCUUUUGAGAAAAACCACUGUUCAUGAUCAGUUUCAUAUCAUCUACUGCCCAGCUUUACACGCGGGAGAACAAACCCGUUUAGGCUGUCUUAGCGUUCCAUUGAAGUGCUAUUUCUGUGGUUCAGACAGAGAGGAGCCACAGGUAGAUUCCAUAGUCAUGACUUGCUUUUCUUUCUUAUGCAACAGAAGAUUGGAGGUUGCUAAACAUUCAGCCGAGCUUGAUGAGCUCUCUGGUUUCGACAAUGUUAAUCUUUACUCAUACAAGGAGCUGAGAAUUGCGACCAAUGGUUUUAGUGAUAUCAAUAAAAUCGGGGAGGGAGGAUAUGGUUCUGUUUAUAAGGGAAAACUUAAGAAUGGGAGGAUGGCUGCCAUAAAGGUUCUCUCUUCUGAAUCAAGGCAAGGAGUAAAAGAGUUUAUGACAGAGAUUCAAGUGAUAUCUGAUAUAGAGCAUGAAAAUUUGGUUAAGCUCUAUGGCUGUUGUGUGGAAGCCAAUCAACGGAUUCUUGUUUAUAACUACCUCGAGAAUAACAGCCUGGCACAAACGCUUCUUGGUGGAGGUCACUGCAGCAUCCAGUUUAGCUGGCAAACACGGGUUAAAAUUUGCAUUGGAGUUGCAAGAGGACUUGCCUACCUUCAUGUGGAUGUGAGACCGCAUGUCGUCCACCGGGAUAUUAAAGCAAGUAAUAUUCUUCUUGACAAAGAUUUGACCCCUAAAAUUUCAGAUUUUGGUAUGGCGAGACUCAUCCCUCCCAACAUGACUCAUGUCAGUACAAGGGUGGCUGGAACAAUAGGUUAUUUGGCACCAGAAUAUGCAAUAGGAGGUCAGUUGACGCGUAAGGCAGAUGUUUACAGUUAUGGUGUUCUUCUUAUUGAAAUUGUGAGCGGAAGAUGUAACACAGACACAAGAUUACCUGCUGAUGAGCAGUAUAUUCUUGAAAGGACAUGGCAACUUUACGAGAGAAACAAAUUGGUGGCACUUGUGGAUACAUCGCUAAAUGGAGACUUCGAUGCUGAACAGGCUUGCAGAUUCUUAAAGAUCGGUCUUCUCUGCACACAAGAAUCUCCAAAGCUUCGACCUUCCAUGUCGACUGUUGUUCAAAUGCUAACCGGUGAGAAGGACGCCAAUGAAAAUAUGAUUAGCCAGCCGGGCUUAAUCUCUGACUUCAUGGACCUGAAGGUUCGUAGUGCCCCAGAAACGAAGCCUGAUAUCAAUAGUAAGUCUCCCAAUUACACAUCAUAUGGCUUUGAUGAUUUGAAGAGUUCAACACUGUCCUUGGGGACUUCUUCUCAGACCACGACAACGUUUGCUUCAGCACACGAUAGAACUGUCUAAACUAAAAGUUUUGCCGCAGAGAGAGAUUUAUCGGGUUUAUUUGCAUCAUCUUAUUUGUUUUGCUGUAUAUGUUAGCUUUGUGUAAAUUGUUCUACUCAAAGCUGUUUUUCUUUCUCUUUCUCUUUUGGUUUUUAGUAUGUAUUCAUGGUGGUUCAUUAUAAAGAUUUUCAGGAAAGGGGUGCUUUUGUAAAUGCAGUUACUUUAUCCAUUGAAAGAAGUUAGUUUUCUUACGUCUCCA